Molecule: messenger RNA, 2305 nt
Organism: Clupea harengus (Atlantic herring)
Lineage: Eukaryota; Metazoa; Chordata; Actinopteri; Clupeiformes; Clupeidae
Product: nuclear factor 7, brain-like
Molecular function (GO): zinc ion binding
Source: RefSeq, a predicted model, not a curated record
ACUAUAUUGUACAUUUACAUAUACAUUUAGUAAUUUAGCAGGCAAUUUUAUCCAAAGCAACGUACAAAGGAAAUAAGACAAUCCAGUUUGACCACUUCUGGUGCCAACCGUUGGGCAUAACUCAUCCUGCUGAAAGCGUACAUACACAUGCAAACAGUUUCUGUUUCUCCUCAGUCUUGGUCUGUGUUCCCUCACUGCACUGACACAGAGUUGCUUGAGAGCUGCUGGGUGAGAUCUGUUUAGGUACAGGACCAAGACUGUAUUUGGUGAAAACUCACGAUGGCUUCAAUACUGUCCGGGCAGAUUCAGUGUGCAGUGUGCUUGAGUGAUUUCACCGAUCCGGUGAGCCUGCCCUGCGAUCACUCAUUCUGUCGCAACUGCAUUACCGGUUACAUCAAUGUGACCGCUGGAGCCAGCCUGUGCCCCGAGUGCAGGCACCCCUUCUCCUCGAGUGACAUCAGAGAGAGCAGGUUCGUCCGCAACAUCACUGCGACUGUCAGAGAAUACCUGGACACCUCGAAGGGUCAGACAAAGCCACAGAAGCCACAGAAGGCCCCAGAGCCUCAGGGAGACCUGAUUUGCGCUGAACACGACGAGAAGCUGAAGCUGUUCUGUAUGACCGAUCAGAAGCUGGCGUGCACCAUCUGUAAGGAUCAGGAAAAACACCAGGGACACACGUUCAAACCGGUGGACGAGGCAGCCAAGAAAAACAAGGGUGAGCUGAAAGGAGCUCUGGGAUUUCUGGUGAAAGAGAACCAAGUACUCGAUGUCCUCAUUCAAGACCAAUUUGCUGAGAUUGCCAAGAGUGAGGAGAGGUCUGAUGUUCUUCAGGCCCAAGUCUCUUCCCAGUUUGAGGUACUGCACCAGUUUCUGAGGAAGAGAGAGGAGGAGAUACAGAGGGAGCUGGAGGAGAAGAGAAAGAGGUCUGUGUCAGCCAUGCAGCAAAACCUAUUUGACAUCCAGGGGAAAGCAGCCGAUGGCCAAGACAAGGCAGUGAUACUGAAGUCUGCACUGGAUAUCCCCCGACCUGACCACUUCCUGCAGUGGUGGCAUGACAAAGGAUUUCCUGUAACAGAGGGGAUGAAAGAAAGAUUGGAUGGACAGACAAAGUUCAAGUCAAAGGUCAAGAACCUGGUGGUGACCCCUGACUCUGUGUCAAUGGGUCCCUAUGAGUCCCACCUGCCCUUCUUUGUGUGGAGGGAGAUGCUGCAGACCAUCAAACCAGGCCUGGAGCGUCUGAGCAUUAAAGACCCAGGUGACUCCUAUCUCAUGGUGUCUCCUGGGGGUCACAGCAUUCGCCAGGCGGACAGAAUUAGCUACAAAAGCUACAACCCCAGCGCCAGCACCACCCAGACCUUCAAGACUGGCAGACACUACUGCGAGCUGGAGGUGGGGGGAAAGCCAAACUGGAGCAUCGGAGUCAAGGUGGAAAUGGCCAAAGGUCAAAUGACUAAAGUGGCUUUGCUUGUGCUGCCAGAGAAGGAAAUCCAGCUCCACCUUAAGAAUAGUGGCUUUGUCUUUACUCACGAUGGUUCCGAGUUCCCUGUAUUAAACCCUACCCAGGAUCUCCCCAGAAGGAUUGGCCUGUAUCUGGACUGUGAGAAGCAGCAGGUGUCCUUUUAUAAUGCAGACACCAUGAGUCUGAUACACUCAUCCUUCUGUAGUUUCCUCCAGCCAUGCUCCAUCAGUGUGUGUCCAGGCCUCUACAUGGAUGGGAAAAACUGUGGCCCACUUACUUUCUGCUGGUACUGAUUCAACAUUUCAUUGGCUUUGGAUAAAUGUGCCAGGUUAAUUCAUAAUCAAUACCAUAACCAUAUCAGCUAAUGCAUUAACUAAUGUUCAUAUAGAUUGUGUUAAUUUCAUGUUGUCACAAUCCUGCCCAGGAUCUCCUGAUCAUGAUUCAUAUGUUCCCUAUGUUUGGCGUUGUCUUGUGUUUCUGUUUCUAUUACGUGUGUUUGCUUCCUUGAUUGGUCAUGUGCUUCUAUGUUUACCUCCUGUGUUCCAUAUGCUUUUGUUGUCCCUUGUGUCUUUGCUCAUGCCCCUUUCAUUACUGCCCGUUGUGUCUUGUUGUUCCCUGCCCACCUGUGUCUGGUUUUCUCAUUGGAUUUAAUCCACUCUGGGAGGGCAACGCUAUUCAAGGAAUAUUCUAUUUCUCAUUAUUUGCAAAUGUGCAAAUAAUAGGUUUGAAUUCUUCAGUUCAGUUCACUUCAGUUACUAAACACAGUGACCUGAUGGAGGGGCAAGCAUGUAUAAUAGAGUUGACACUGUGUGGUGAUUGGUUGAAUAAAGUGAGUUAUUGGUUGAA